UGCUCUGAGGUGAUAAUGGGCUGUCAGCACUCCAGUCGCCGCGCUCCCUCCUCCCCAGUGAGCGAUGAAGGGACAGAAGUGGAAAGGGGAGGGGAUGAGAAGAGUGCUGGAAGAGUAAUUUGUUAUGUCGCUAAUUGCAUUGUGUAUUUUAAUUUGGAGGAUGAUACGCCAAACAGUUUUUUUUUUAUUUAUUUAUUUUUUCUCCUCUGUUGCAGUUUGAAACUGGAGUGUGAGAAACUGGCCACAGAGAAGACCGAGAUCCAAAGACACUACGUUAUGUAUUAUGAAAUGUCCUACGGCCUUAACAUUGAAAUGCACAAACAGACAGAGAUUGCCAAGCGGUUGAACGUGAUCUGUGCUCAGCUCAUCCCCUUCCUGUCGCAGGAGCACCAGCAGCAGGUGGUCCAGGCCAUGGAGCGCGCCAAACAGGUGACCAUGGGGGAGCUAAAUGCUUCGAUAGGGGUACGUGGGCUCCCCCCUCUGCCUCAUAGCCAGCUUCAGGCUCAGCACAUCUCCCAGCAUGCCCAGGGCUUGCCAGUCGGCCCACACCCAUCAGGACUGCCCCACCCCAGCCUGGCGCUCGGCGGGGGCUCCGGCCUGCUCGCCCUGUCCGGGGCUUUGGGGGCCCAGCUUGCAGCCAAAGAUGAGAGGGCGCACCUCGAGGCGGCGGCGGCGGCGUCCGCCGCUGCAGCCGAGCACCACAGAGACCGGGAAGCCGGACCAAGCUCCCUGUCCAACGGGGAUAAGGGUCGCCCAACAGACUACCUCAGCAACGGCAAGAAGAGGAAAGCCGAGGAGAAGGAGUUCAUGACAGACUAUGGCAGCGAUGCGGAUAAGAGCGACGAUAAUUUGGUGGUGGAUGAGGACCCAUCCUCCCCCCGCAGCGUGCAGUCCUACUCGUCGAGGGAGAACGGUUUAGACAAGAUCCCCCCGUCCCGUAAGGAGGGGCCCCCACAGGCCAGCCCCACCUCCCUGGCAUCAUCAAGCAGCGCUACCUCGCCCUCUCGAGGCAAAGAGCCCCCACAGAGAGAGAAGUCUAGCACUCCCGGUAUGAAGCCAGGGACCCCCAUGUCUCAGGAGUCCAACACCCCAGGACCAAGCGGCCCGCCACAGUUCAGACCUGGGCCAGGAAAGCCCGGCGUCGACCCGCUCGCUCUGGGCCUGAGGAAUCCCCUCGCGGUGCAGGGGGCGUACCCUCCGGGGGCUUUCGGCCUGCCUCCCCCAGGGGUGAACGGAGAUCUGCCCGGGGCGGCGGGCUACGGCGCCGGCCUCCACUUGGUCUCCCCUCAGAUGAACGGAGCCGCGGCUGCAGCGGCGGCGGCGGCUGCUGCAGGCUACGGACGGUCCCCUGUGGUGGGCUAUGAGUCUCCACACCCACAUAUGAGGGUCCCUGGGCUUUCUGCCAGCCUGCAGUCUGCCUCGGGAAAACCCGCCUACUCGUUCCACGUGAGCGCCGAUGGCCAGAUGCAGCCGGUGCCGUUCCCCCCCGACGCCCUCCUGGGCCCGGGGAUCCCGCGCCACGCCCGCCAGAUCCACACGCUGAGCCACGGGGAGGUGGUGUGCGCCGUCACAAUCAGCACCUCCACACGCCACGUCUACACCGGAGGCAAGGGCUGCGUCAAGGUGUGGGACAUCAGCCAGCCGGGAAGCAAGAGCCCCAUGGCCCAGCUGGACUGUCUGAACAGGGAUAACUACAUCCGCUCCUGCAAGCUGCUGUCGGACGGCCGGACCCUGAUCGUGGGAGGCGAGGCCAGCACGCUGUCCAUCUGGGACCUGGCCACGCCCACGCCCCGCAUCAAGGCGGAGCUGACGUCGUCCGCGCCGGCCUGCUACGCCCUGGCCAUCUCCCCCGACAACAAGGUCUGCUUCUCCUGCUGCAGCGACGGCAACAUCGUCGUCUGGGACCUGCACAACCAGACGCUGGUCAGGCAGUUCCAGGGCCACACAGACGGAGCGAGCUGCAUCGACAUCUCCAACGACGGCACCAAGCUCUGGACCGGAGGGCUGGACAACACGGUCCGCUGCUGGGACCUCCGAGAGGGCCGGCAGCUGCAGCAGCAUGACUUCACCUCACAGAUCUUCUCCCUGGGCUACUGUCCCACGGGCGAGUGGCUGGCCGUGGGGAUGGAGAGCAGCAACGUGGAAGUCCUGCACGUCUCCAAGCCCGACAAGUACCAGCUGCACCUCCACGAGAGCUGCGUCCUCUCCCUCAAGUUCGCCUACUGCGGUAAAUGGUUCGUGAGCACAGGGAAAGAUAACCUGCUGAACGCGUGGCGGACACCCUACGGAUCCAGCAUAUUCCAGUCUAAGGAGUCGUCGUCCGUCCUCAGCUGCGACAUCUCACCCGACGACCAGUUCAUCGUCACCGGCUCCGGGGACAAGAAGGCCACGGUCUAUGAAGUCAUCUACUGAUCUCUGAUCGGCUCCUCUCUGAAAACUAGCGAUCCCGAGGGCCACGCUGAGGCCCCCUUCCUCAACCAGUGACUGUACAGGGUGUCGGCGGCGGGUGGGAAGCAAGAGACACUCAAGUCGUACUUCGUCGUUUUGUUCGCAUUUGUGAGAAAUGAGCGAGAGAGAGAGAGAGAAGCGGGGAGACACAAAGUCCCGUCUCUGGAAAACAAACGUUGGUGUUAAAUGCUCUGAGAAAGCUGGUUAGUCUGUAGCUGCGCUGAUGUGGGAUUCCUCCAAAGAACUUUUUCUUUUUCUUCUUUUUUUUUCAAACAAAAUAAAACCUCUGUAGUGCAAAAGAGCUUAGAAGAAAACGUUUCUUUUUUUACCUUUUUGGAUUAAUUGAAAAGCAGUUGAACUGAUUUGAACGGCGGAGGUUUAAUUGGAGCUGUCCUGACGCUGUGCUGUGCUGUGCAGGUCCAAGCCCGGCCCCGUUCGGCCUCGCUCUGGGUUCUGCUCGGCACGCAGCGAACCCCUCCUGCUUGGCAGAUGCGGGCUGGGCAUUCUACUGAGGUUCCAGAUGCUCUUGUUGUCCCUUCUUUUUUUAAUUCCAGCAUCAUGAUUGUAACAUUUUUUUGUGCGUACGUGACAGAAACAGGGCUUAGUUGGUUUCCACUGAAAUGGCCAGAGAAUUAGACUAUUUUCAUUUGCUUAGAAAUGGGGGUGGGGUGGGGGGACCAACCUCAAACACAGGAAAAAAAAAACCUCUGAAGUCAGUUCAAACACGUUCUCUUGUAUUUCCGGAUAAACACAUCCUCUUGAACUCAGUAUUUCAUGUUCCUCUGUCGUAUUUGUUAGGGCACAUGCAGACGGACCGACUGGUAUUUUCAUAAGCACCACCCUGAACCUGGCUAUAUAUGAACAUGUAAAUAAAGGUCUCUAAACGCAAACAAGACUGUCA
Molecule: messenger RNA, 3349 nt
Organism: Fundulus heteroclitus (mummichog)
Lineage: Eukaryota; Metazoa; Chordata; Actinopteri; Cyprinodontiformes; Fundulidae
Gene: tle2a
Product: TLE family member 2, transcriptional corepressor a
Exons: 18
Coding region: 16-2412 (798 amino acids)
Biological process (GO): regulation of DNA-templated transcription; negative regulation of canonical Wnt signaling pathway
Cellular component (GO): nucleus; transcription regulator complex
Molecular function (GO): protein binding; transcription corepressor activity
Source: RefSeq, a predicted model, not a curated record